Molecule: messenger RNA, 4290 nt
Organism: Pimephales promelas (fathead minnow)
Lineage: Eukaryota; Metazoa; Chordata; Actinopteri; Cypriniformes; Leuciscidae
Source: RefSeq, a predicted model, not a curated record
CCUGGCAUUCCAGCUCUGCGCGUGCCAUGAUUUAACACAACAGCGCGAGCAGCUUAUAUUCGCCUCAGCCAGUCCGGGCAGUAUAUUGUAUUACUUUUGUUUUCGUACUUUAAAAGGUAUUAUGGCAAUAUCUGACUUAAUUUAGAUGAAUAACAGUGUUCUGAUUUCGUUUUCAUUCGCUUCACGUAUUGGAGUGUUUUACCUGGCUUCAGCUAGCAGGCUAACUAUUUUAGCUCUCUUUCGCGAGUUAUUCAAUACCCAGCAGCUCAAGAAAACGAGGAACACAUCGUGUGUCGUUUCUAAAAGAUUAUGGCAUAGCCUAUGUGUACUCGUGACACGGGCUGUGAUUUCGGGUUGGACCUUGUGGAUGUUGUGAAAGGCGAAGUGAAGCUGAAGACCAGAUGUUCCUCUGACACUAGCAAAGAUGAUGCCUAUGAUUUUAAUGGUGUAUUUGAGUGAUGGGGAGCAGGCCCUGACGGAGGUGCCCAUCACUCCGGAGACAACUUGUCGUGAUGUGGUGGAGUUCUGUAAGGAACCGGGAGAAAGCGGCUGCCACCUGGCUGAAGUAUGGCGUGGAAAUGAGCGACCCAUCCCCUUUGACCACAUGAUGUAUGAGCACUUGCAGAAAUGGGGCCCCAGAAAGCAGGAGGUGAAGUUCUACCUGCGCCACGAAGACUCGCCCACAGAAAGCAGCGAUCAGGGGAGCCAGCAGUCUCAGGAGCAGCCCAGCAGGAGAGGAGGAAGCAGCUCAGACAUGCACAACGAGAAUGGGGUGGGAAACCCUCGUGUGGAGCUCACUCUCUCAGAGCUGCAGGAGAUGGCCACUCGUCAGCAGCAGCAAAUUGAGGCCCAGCAACAGAUGCUUGUCGCUAAGGAGCAGCGGUUGCGCUAUCUGAAGCAGCAGGAGCGCCGGCAACAGCAGGCUGUGUCUGAAACCGAAAAACUACAGAGGCUGAAAGAGAGAGUGGAGAGUCAGGAAGCCAAACUCAAGAAGAUCCGUGCCAUGAGGGGCCAAGUGGACUACAGUAAAGUCAUUAAUGGCAACCUGUCCGCAGAGAUCGAGCACAUCAGCGGGCUGUUCCAGGAGAAGCAGGCAGAGCUGCAGUCGGCCGUCUCGAGGGUGGAUCAGCUCAGCCAGCAGCUGGAGGACCUGAGGAGAGGCAAACUGAACGGCCUGCAGACUCUCGGCGGUCAGGUCACCGGCAACGCUGCCCUGGAGCUCCGCAAACUCUACCAGGAGCUGCAGAUCCGCAAUAAGCUGAAUCAGGAACAGAACAGUAAACUUCAGCAGCAGAAAGAGCUGUUGAAUAAGAGAAACAUGGAGGUGACUCUGAUGGACAAGCGUAUCAAUGAGCUCAGAGAUCGACUCUACAAGAGAAAAGCAGAGGCACGUCAAAAAGAAAAUCUUCCUCUGAAUAGAGUAAAUGGUCCUCCCUCUCCACAGUCUGCUCAUGGAAACACCGGCCGUGUGGCUGCCGUGGGACCCUACAUCCAGGUCCCAGUGCCAGGCAGGCAGGAGGGUUAUGUAGUGCCUCCUGAACCCCUCAAACCUCAGUCACUGGGCGUCAACACCCCAGCCAACCAUGCCCGCUCCAAAUCAGAUGGAGUGAGAAAGCCUCCCAGCCCCUGGAAGGUCUCUGAUUUAGACAUCAUAGUGGACCCGAUUGCUCCGCCCCCUCCAGAGCCCCGCCCAGGCCCGGGGGCUCCACCCUCAGUCACCUGCUCUGCGGCAGGGUCGAACAGCGCUUCUCCUAAUGAUGCCAGUUGGCCCACCCUCAACAAGAGCAACACAUCAGUCAAGCCACCUGACUGGAAGGAGUCUGGAACAGACACGAGCAGUAAAACGGCAUCACCUGCAGGCACUCCUGCAGAUAAGAUUCAGGAUUCCAGUAAAAUGGGCUCAGGUCCUCCUCUCAACAAGCCCCAGCCUCCACCAUAUGGAGCCCAUACCAGCAACCACCCCCUCUCAUCUGCCAACUCAGGUUCUACCAGCUCCUUGGAUCGCCGCAAGGACGUUCCACUCCGGCCAGUGCCCAGCCUACCCAGCAACCCCCCGCCGCUGCCGGCCUGGCCCCGUGUCCCCCCUACACCCUCCGGCUCGUCAUCUCAGCAGAUCCAGCAGCGCAUUUCCGUACCCCCCAGUCCCACCUUCCAGCCCAGUCCACCCUUUUUCCCCCCCGGGGAGAGACCAGACCCUCCUCUAGCUGUUGCGGUAAGGCCGUUCAUCCCAGAUAAGGGCUCCAGACCGCAGUCACCCAGAAAGGGCCCAGCCACCAUGAACUCCAGCUCCAUCUACCACAUGUACCUACAACAAGCAGCCCCAAAGAACUACCCUCUGAACAUCAAACCUGCAGUCAAAGCAGUAUAUGGUAAGCCAGUCCUGCCUCCCAGCUCUACACCCCCUUCCCCCUUACUUUUCGGAGGCCCUGGGGCCUUUCCUGCCCUGCAGGGUCCCGGAGGAGACAUGUUGGAUCUUGAGCUGGACUUCGAUGGUCAAAUGAUGGGUGUUCCUGAGCCGCCCCCACCCAGCGUGGACCACAUCCCACGACCUCUCAGCCCCACUAAACUCACACCAAUGGUGCACUCCCCGAUGCGCUACCAGAGCGAUGCUGAACUGGAGGUGUUGCGCAAGAAACUGGCCAAUGCUCCACGGCCGCUUAAGAAGCGCAGCUCGAUUACAGAGCCAGAGGGCCCCAAUGGGCCCAACAUCCAGAAACUUCUCUAUCAGCGGUUCAACACCCUAGCUGGAGGGAUGGAGGGAGGAAUGGGAGGUGUGAGUGGAAGUGGAGGAGUGACUCCAUUCUACCAGCCCUCCGUUGCCACCGGUGAAAUGCUCUUUGAUGCAGACAACGGGAAUCCACCCUCAGAAAUGCCUUCUGAGGGUGCUGUUGUUGAGGACGUUGUCCUGCAAGGUGACGCCAAUGAUAAUGAGCCCCUAGAGCAAGCGGUUGAGCAGCUGACCCCUCCGGCACCAGAACCGUCAGAAGACAGUAACAACAAUCCUGCAGAACCUGUAGUGGUUUUGCCGAGUCCUGUAGCUGAGGCCAGCACCCCUGAAGAAGCAGACACCUCACCCUCAUCCCAACCCACGGGCAAACGCACUAACCUAAAAAAGCCCGACUCAGAGCGGACAGGUCACGGCCUUAGAGUGAAGUUCAACCCACUCGCCCUGCUGCUGGAUGCCUCACUGGAGGGCGAGUUUGACCUCGUACAAAGGAUAAUCUAUGAGGUUGUCAAUCCCAGCACCCCUAAUGAUGAGGGCAUCACACCCCUUCAUAACUCUGUGUGCGCUGGGCACCACCACAUCGUCAAGUUCCUGCUGGACUUUGGUGUUAAUGUGAAUGCUGCAGACAGUGAUGGCUGGACGCCCUUGCAUUGUGCCGCCUCCUGUAACAGCGUGCACCUGUGUAAGCUGCUGGUAGAGUCUGGUGCUGCCAUCUUUGCCACCACCAUCAGUGAUGUGGAGACGGCUGCAGACAAAUGUGAGGAGAUGGAGGAGGGUUUCAUACAGUGCUCGCAGUUUCUCUAUGGCGUGCAGGAGAAGUUGGGCGUGAUGAAUAAAGGAGUCGUGUACGCUCUGUGGGACUAUGAGGCUCAAAGCGCAGAUGAGCUUUCCUUUCAGGAGGGAGACGCCAUUACUGUCCUGCGCAGAAAGGACGAUACUGAGACAGACUGGUGGUGGAGUAAACUCAACGACAAAGAGGGCUAUGUGCCACGUAACCUAUUGGGGCUGUACCCCAGAAUAAAGCCACGUCAGAGGUCUCUGGCGUAAGCUUCUGGGUGACUGACUGGACUGAUGUCUCGAGGUGUUGAGCCUCCAUCUUUCGCCUGUAUGUGCCACUUGGACGACAGAAGGGGUGAAGCUGCUAAACCCUGAACCGGGAGGCACAAUCAACCCCACUACCCACAAACACACUUUCCAGCCAACUCCAGGCCAAACAAGCAGCCUCAGGUUUCUCGGUCUGCCCCCUCCACUCCUCUCACGGUUUCUUGUAUCCAUGUAAAAUAGCUGUACAUCACACCUUGGGGAUCAAGCACUAAUCUCUUUGACAAGAGCUUUCCUUUAUGUGUAGUUGCUUUGCUGAAAGGACCUGGGCAGGCAGUGCUCUUUGUCAAAGUGAGAUUUUGAGUACUUCUAAUUGAACUGGAUGAAUGAGAGCUGAUAUGUUAUAUAUGUUUAAAACAAAGGACUUGUGCGUGGAUUUUAUAGCUCAUCUACAAAACGAGUGUAUUGACUGGAAGAGAGCAGAGAACAAAAUAUACUUAGUUUGCAUAGAAGGAUUAUUCUGA